ACUCACUUAAACGAGCGCGUGAGACGCACAACAGUUCAAUGGGUUGUGGAUUGAGAGUGCGGCACGGGAUGAGGUUACAGCUUUAGCUGAAGGGAAACACAGUGGUAUAGUAAGGUCUGUGAUAACUGUGUUGAAAGAGCAAGUAAUGAGUAACGGUCGCUGUUCUGUUCUGUUACUUGGAAUGCAGACAUUAGAUAGGAUAACGCUCCUAAACCGCAGUGUUGUGGCCGGAAGUCGCAUCCUGUAUCCGUUGCCAGUGUGAAGUGAAUUUCUGAAGUCGUGAGUGUUCAUUUCCGUUAAGGGUUUAGAUUAGACACGGGAUCCGGGAUUGCAGAUGUCCCAUUCAGACCGAGUUUAGCACACUUGCAGCAAGCAGCGUCUCUAUAACGUGUCAUUCCGUUUAACCAGAUCGAAUUUGACGCAAAGUCGCCAAGAUGCCUGAAGCUGGAACAGACAUGAAUAUGGACCGACUCUUUGAGCUGAAAACCUCGGCUCCCAUAGGCACGGAAAACAUCCCACCUCCAUCUUUGUCCAGUGGUCCGUCAGGGGACAUCCUUCGCAACUUUUACCACACCAAAAGAGUUGGAAAUUACCUCAUCGGCAGAAAGCUGGGAGAGGGCUCUUUCGCCAAAGUGCGCGAGGGGCUGCACGCGCUCACCGGAGAGAAGGUCGCAGUGAAAGUGAUCGACAAAAGAAAGGCCAAGAAAGACUCCUAUGUUACCAAAAACCUGCGCAGAGAGGGUCAGAUCCAACAGAUGAUUCGCCACCCCAACAUCACACAACUGCUAGACAUCCUGGAGACUGAGAACAGUUACUAUCUUGUGAUGGAGCUCUGCCCAGGAGGAAACCUUAUGAACCACAUCUAUGAGAAGAAGCGACUCGACGAGAGGGAGGCACAGAAAUAUGUCCGCCAGCUAGUCAUGGCUGUGGAGCACCUGCACAGGGCUGGGGUAGUACACAGAGACCUGAAGAUUGAAAAUCUUUUGCUGGAUGAACAAGACAACAUCAAGCUCAUAGAUUUUGGACUUAGCAACUGUGCUGGAAUCCUGGGAUACUCUGACCCUUUUAGCACACAGUGUGGCAGCCCAGCCUACGCUGCCCCCGAGCUGCUCUCAAGGAAGAAGUACGGCCCUAAAGUAGAUGUCUGGUCGAUUGGAGUCAACAUGUACGCCAUGCUCACUGGCACACUUCCUUUCACGGUGGAGCCAUUCAACCUCAAAGCAUUACACCAGAGGAUGGUGGACAAAGACAUGAACCCCCUGCCUCCUUCAAUCUCCUCAGCUGCAGUUAGUUUACUGAAGAGCCUUUUGGAACCAGAUCCUGCCAAAAGACCUAACAUCCACCAAGUUAUGGGUGAUUCAUGGCUACAGUUGGGAAAUCCACACACAGGAAUUCCUUACUUAAACAGGAUCCAUAUUGAGGAGAUCAACCACACAGUUCUUCUGCAUAUGACUGAACGAAUGGGCUACAAGCACAGUGAAGUCCUUAGUGCUGUGCUCACUAACCGAGCUUGCCACACUCUUGCCGUCUAUUUCCUCCUUAACAAGAAAAUGAAAAGACUCUCCAAAGAGUACCGGGAAAAGCAGUACACUAUGGAAAAGGAGAAAAAGAGUGAGCUAUUCCAGACCCAGUGGAGGAAACACAUUGAGAAAAUCACCAUUCCACCAAAGCAGACGCCGGUCUAUUUGGCUGUGAGCAAAGGCCCCACCAAAGAAAAGAAACAGAAAACAGGGCUUCUUAAAGCAAUGACUGGCCUGAAGGAUGCUUACUCACGACAGGGUGGCUGCAUUGCCUCCUCCUCCUUAGAAUACCUAGAAAUCCACCCGCUGUUUCCACAAACAUCUCAAGGAGGGCGGCACCUUGAUGCCAAGCCACCCAAGAAAGACGGCCCGAGAGCCAUGGACGUGCCUGCGCGGCCACCUUCAUCUCUGGGUGCACAUUCCUGGGCAUCAGCGAGCAAAGAGCCUAGCAAAGAUGAUCCACCAUCUCCAUGGUACAAGCUCACCAAUGGAGCUCUCUUGCCACCACGACAUGUUUCUGCUUUUCACCAACCAGACAGCUCCUACCUCAAAAAGGCUACUAUCCCCAGUGUUCCAGUGGUCAUUGUAAAACCCCAGCCCAAGAGUAGUCCCCCCAGCACAGACCGUCACAGCAAACCCGAGGGGGGCAGUAGUGGGAGCAGCAGUGGGGCGAGCAGUGGGGCGAGCAGUGGGGCGAGCAGUGGGGCGAGCAGUGGAGGCAGCAGUGGAGGCAGCAGUGGAGGCAGCAGUGGAGGCAGCAGUGGAGGCAGCAGUGGCGGCAGCAGUGGCAGCAGCACUGAGGAGCCCAACAGCCCACAGCAUCGUGCCAAGUUCCCCUCCAUGGGCAUUGGACAGAUUUUGAAAAAGAAAGUUCAACCCUUUGCAUUUCCAGCACCUCUUUUCAGGCCCGAACCAGCCGUAGAGGUAGAGUCGCCGACUCCAUACCAUAUGCAGACUCUACUAUGUGCCUCUGGGGCACUCAAGACUCUGUGCUGAUGACGAAGGCAUAUUUGUACUAUCUUAUGAAGUUGCUGUUUCACACCUAGAUCUUAAGAACUCUCAUGUACUGAAAUACGCAUACUUUUAAAACAGGAACUGUAUGCAGUAAACUGACAUUAACUACCACUGAUUUUUAUUCCGUUUCGAAGCACCAGGGCUUCCAAAGUGGCGGGGUAAUAGAACUUGAAUUCUCCGCGGAGUGAGCUGUCCUUGAUAUGCACAGAUAGAUGCCUGGGCACACCCCAACUCCGAGCACUGUGUUAUUAAUUACCUCUAAUGUGGCACAUUGGUCACAGACUAGUAAUAUUUUCAUUUUACUGCAAAACACAACUUGAGGAUCAUAUAAAGACUUUCAUUAAACCACAUAUUUUUUCAGUAGAAGAUGCUGCAUCACUGCCACUUCACUAUGUUCUUCAGAGCAUCUGUGAAGCAAAUCAUCCUGAGAUUGUUUUAUGAGCAGCACGAGUAAAGCUGUUGCUGCAUUUCCACCUCACAAUUUACAGACUCUCAGGUCUACUUCACAGAAAAGAAAAUCUCCCACUUCGUCUUGCUGUGAAUUAGUGUCACCACUAGCUUUUUGCUUACCUUGAAAGAGAUUGCUGAACAGUUGUAUAGCCUUAAAUACCAUGUGUUAAAGCCCUUUGGUCAAAAUGGGGCCAGUCAGAAGUAUUGUUACAUUGUGUACCUGUGUGUUAUCACUCUGAAUAAAUACAUGCAUUUUCGGGGAGGGAGUCGGGGUUCAUCAUGUUGUAACCCAUCAUGUUGAGUGAUGUAGUAGACAGUGCAAUAGUGCAAUUAUUUUGUACCCAGUGUUAACCAUCUACAUGCUUUAAUUCUGUUCACUGAACAGUUUUAACCCUGUGAUGUGAGAACCACAUGUAAAUAUGAACUUGGUGUGUCUUUCAUGUUGUGAGUACAUUGAUACCUUCACACUCAUUGCACAUUACUGUAGUUGAGGUAAAAAAGCUUUCAAAGUGUUUACUUGAACAGAAGGCUAUGAACUGUUUGUUAACAAACUUCUUUUCUAACACGAAAUUCCUCUUUGCAUGCGAAAAGACAUUGUUCCAAUGAUUUGUAGGCUGUUGGACGUGGUUUUGUUACAGUGAGCAAUGAACCUGAGGUCUAAAGUCCUUUGAAUUCUGAGGACCUUUUUUGUAAACUUUCUAACAACUUGUGCUUAAGUGAGAAGAGAUUUUUAUGCUGUAAAAAAAAAAGAUUUUUAAUAUUUAUAUUUUAAAAACGAGUAUUUGUGCUCCAUUUCCUUUUGCACUAAACACACAUUGCUUUUAUGACACAUCUUACACAAUAAAACUGAU
Molecule: messenger RNA, 3835 nt
Organism: Hemibagrus wyckioides
Lineage: Eukaryota; Metazoa; Chordata; Actinopteri; Siluriformes; Bagridae
Gene: hunk
Product: hormonally up-regulated Neu-associated kinase
Exons: 9
Coding region: 435-2516 (693 amino acids)
Biological process (GO): protein phosphorylation; intracellular signal transduction
Cellular component (GO): cytoplasm
Molecular function (GO): protein serine/threonine kinase activity; ATP binding
Source: RefSeq, a predicted model, not a curated record